Molecule: messenger RNA, 306 nt
Organism: Brassica napus (rape)
Lineage: Eukaryota; Viridiplantae; Streptophyta; Magnoliopsida; Brassicales; Brassicaceae
Product: RPW8-like protein 3
Exons: 1
Coding region: 1-306 (101 amino acids)
Source: RefSeq, a predicted model, not a curated record
AUGCCUAUUGGUGAAGUUAUUGUAGGGGCUGCACUUGAAAUUACUCUGCAAGUGCUUCAUGAAGCUAUCAGAAAAGCAAAAGAUAGAUCUUCAACCAAAAAAUGUAUCUUGGACCGCCUCGAUGCUACAAUCUCCAGGAUCACUCCGUUGGUGGUUCAUGUCGAUAAGAUCAGCAAAAGAGUAGAAGAUUCUGAGAGGAAAGUCAUUGAAGAACUCAAGCGUCUUCUUGAAAAGGCUGUUUCUCUUGUUGAGGCUUAUGCAGAACUCAGACGCAGAAACCUACACAAGAAGCAUAGGUUUGUAUAG